UUGUCCCAACAAGCAUCAUGCCUCCCAAAACUUCCGGAAAGGCUGCCAAGAAGGCCGGUAAGGCCCAAAAGUCUAUCACCAAGGGUGAUAAGAAGAAGAAGCGCAGGAGGAAGGAGAGCUACAGCAUCUACAUCUACAAGGUGCUCAAGCAGGUCCACCCUGAUACCGGUAUCUCCUCCAAGGCCAUGUCUAUCAUGAACUCUUUCGUGAAUGACAUUUUUGAGCGCAUUGCAGCUGAGGCUUCCCGCCUUGCACACUACAACAAGCGUUCCACCAUCACCAGCCGGGAGAUUCAGACCGCUGUCAGGUUGUUGCUC
This is a messenger RNA of Penaeus indicus, 317 nucleotides long. RefSeq names its product histone H2B-like. NCBI's taxonomy places the organism in Eukaryota, Metazoa, Arthropoda, Malacostraca, Decapoda, Penaeidae. The record is from RefSeq and is a predicted model, not a curated record. The annotation marks the transcript as partial. Gene Ontology annotation, cellular component: nucleosome. Gene Ontology annotation, molecular function: structural constituent of chromatin; protein heterodimerization activity; DNA binding. The transcript has a single exon.